This is a messenger RNA of Punica granatum (pomegranate), 2480 nucleotides long. The record is from RefSeq and is a predicted model, not a curated record. NCBI's taxonomy places the organism in Eukaryota, Viridiplantae, Streptophyta, Magnoliopsida, Myrtales, Lythraceae.
AAAUUGAACGAUUUCAAAUACAUUGCAAAUCAAAUUGUGAGAUUUGUAGCGUUCUAAUUCUUAUAUGAAAUUAUAUCGUGGUAACAUCCAGAUUGCUUUCAUUAAACGAGCACUUGGAAGUCCACUUUCAUAAGCAUUUGUUUGCCAUGUUUGAAAGCCAAGCAGACACUCUUGGGCUCUUUGUAUAGCAUUUCCCAAUUUGAUUCACCUAAGAAUAAUGAGGCUCGACCAAUUUCUUAAUAUACUAAGUCAUCUUCUUACACCGAGUCACAUGUUUUACAUCAAAUCCCAAAUACACUUAACCAUUUAUGUUGUGCUUGUAGUUUGUAUUUGUGGCUCUCAGUAAUCUUCUAAUUUUGAUUGCCCCGCUUUUAUACACAAAGAACCAGUUUAAUCUGCGCAUUUGGUUUAACAGUUUCUUUUGUUGAUUCCUAUAUUUAUUUCAUUUAUUCAAAUAGGAUCCUUGUGCAUCCGACAUUGAUGCAAUCGCAGAGCAAAUUCCUCGACAAUCAGAGGCAGCUGUAUUUUGAUAACUUUUCUGCUUUUCAGAUAGCAUCCUAAUAUCCAACAUUUAUGAGGGAUUAUGCGUUAUCAUUCAUAUACAUGUCAUUUAAUUCUGCUAAAAACUUAUCUAUGAUUUCUAGCAAAAAAAAUAUUAUCUCUAGUUACCGUUUUUGUUAUAAUUUUUAAUAUAGACAUAAAUUAGUUCUUUUGCCUCUUUGUUUUGCGUCAGAGUUGAAUUGUGCACAGGUUGGACUUUUUAUCCUCUACAAUUAAUCACUUCACUUUUAUGAGAAAUCAAGUUGUCUGAUUUGCUAAUUAUUUUAUUACCAUUAAAUUAAUUACAACACCAAAUUUUCUUAAUUACUUACUAAAAUGUGCCAUAUUAAACCUGCCAAAUUUCCUAUGCCCUAUUUGACAUCCUUGCUUAAAUGUGUGAUUUCUGGUAAGUUCGGCUUUCUUAUUUACUUGUGCCAUCAACAACCAUUGAUGUCAAUAUUUUGGUAUUUAAGACUUCAUUUUUUACAUUUCUAAAUCCGAUAGUUGACUCCGACAAUUCCGUGUUCCGGUCAUGCAAUGUUCCGUGCGUAUCAAUCUAACAAAUUGAACCUUAUCCCUUGCCGCAUUGGUAAAGAACCCAACAUAAUGUCCAAAUCUUAACAAAUUCUUGACAGGUCAGCAUGUAAGGUACAUUGUAAAAGCAUAUGAAUCAAAGUUUAAAUGUCCAUUUAAGAGAAUGCUGCCUAAUCAUGGAUUUCCCUAUCUGCCAACCUGCCCUACCAUACAAUCACAAAUGGGAAGCAAAAUCCUCUCCAUUAAGAGUAAUAAAUCCUUGGCACUAUAUAAUUCAUGCCUUAGGGGGAUUCUUGAGCUCAACAAGUCCUCCAUCUAUCUCCCUCAUUUGUUUCCCGUAACCAUGACCAGGAAGAAGGUGAAUCUUGCUUAUAUCGCGAAUGACUCCGCAAGGAAGGCCACUUUCAAAAAGAGGAAGAAGGGGCUGAUGAAGAAAGUGAGCGAACUCAGCACGCUGUGUGGGAUCGAGGCAUGUGCUAUUAUUUACAGCCCUUACGAUACCGAGCCAGAGGUGUGGCCUUCUGCCAUGGGAGCACGUCGUGCCAUUGCGAGGUUCAGGAAUAUGUCGGAGAUGGACCAGAGCAAGCGGAUGGUGAACCAACAGGCUUUCCUCAGACAAAGGAUCGGGAAAGCGGAGGAGCAGCUGAAGAAGCAGCAAAGAGACAACCGGGAGAAGGAGGUGACCCAAGCAAUGUACCAGGCCCUGACCGGGCCAGGUUUGAAUCUCCAGGGACUGAGCCUCCUGGACCUGAACGAUCUCGGCUGGGUAGUGGACGAGACUAUCAAGGAGAUCGACGCCAAAGUGAAAUCACUGGAGAAGAGCCCACCUGCACCACCUUCGAACACCAACACCACCACUACUAACACCAACAACAAAAGCAACAGUAACAAUCAAUCUUCCCAGUCGUCUCACCAGAGCUUUAUGGGUAAUACCGACCAGAAGUCAAAUGAAAAGAAUAAUGACAACAAGGCUUUGGACCAGAGCGACGAGGCCGUGAAGAGCAUCAACAAUUCCCUCGAGGUUGGUAUGGAUGGCGUGCAAAGCCAGCCAUGGUACAUGGAUUUACUGAAGCCAAGUACUGAGGGUUUGAUGGGCUUUAGCAGGUUCAAUAGCAAUAAUCACACCAAUAACAAUGACUUGGUGAUGCCUCCUCCCCCUCCUCCUCUUCCUCCAUAUCCAUGUCCAGGUCAAAAUGUUGCUUCAUGGUCAAAUUUCUUUUUCCCUUGAAAUCAAGAGAAGGAGUUGCAUUGGUGUGAGACACUAAAGGGGAAUGUAUUAUUUAGAAAUUAAUAAAAAAGAGUGUUCUUAAAGUUCCUUUCUUUCAUAGUUAAAAUAUUGUGUCAUUUAAUUAAUGUUUGUAUGAAAUUAUAUCUUUAUCAACUCAUUACGUUUUUGGAUUUGGUCA